Molecule: messenger RNA, 2008 nt
Organism: Somion occarium
Lineage: Eukaryota; Fungi; Basidiomycota; Agaricomycetes; Polyporales; Cerrenaceae
Source: the annotation of a GenBank genome assembly
GUCGGAUAGUGGCCGCCGCCCUACGCAAGCCUCAGAUUAUCUCUGUCUGACUGUCUACGACAAGCAUAAUCGACAACCUGAGGCUUAAAUAGAUCGUGCUCUGCGGUUACGUCAAGUCUUCAUCGCUAUUGCCUCAAUAUGGGAUGCGUUGUGAGGACGACCACUCAAAGGCGAAGUCCUAUAACGGCGCCCUUAGAACUCGUAGGAAAGGCAAGGUAUUUUGUUAUAGAGAGAUUCAGGAAGAGGAAGAAGAGUCCGAACUUGACAAAGUUCCAAGUCUCUAGCGCUAUCCCGGUUUCCGGUGAACACGUUGACGAACUCUCAGCUGGUUUAUCAAGUCAGGUCGAUGAUCAUACAGAUGUGUUGCGCCUCAUUGCUGAGGAUAUUCAAGGCGAGGGUCACUGUCAGGAGCUCGUUGCGCUACGAGGCCUCAGUGCGCAACGUGCUCUAGAGCUAAUGCAAGAGCUUCUCGACGACGGCCCUGUGUGGAGGUCCUUUUCUGUCGGGUCGUCUCUGGAGAAUCGACGACGUAUCUAUGAUAGCAUGCUGUACCUCUCCAGAUGUUCCCAACAAAUGCCGUCAUCAAUCUUUGUUACAGUGCAGCGUAUACCGGCGGAUAUGCCCAAGUGCGGCGGAUUGAAUUCAGACAUCUAUCUUGGUGUAUAUUCCGGGAAAACGGUAGCAGUCAGACGAAUACGAAGUCACCAGUGGCAGACAGAUAGCGCGGGAUGGGAAGCUACGAAAGCCCGUCUUUUCUACGAGUGUCUGAAGUGGCGACAGCUUCGACAUCCGAACGUACUUCCUUUGUUCGGAAUAGAUACAUCAUUUCCAAAUACACCGGCGCUGAUCCAACCUUGGCUAGAAAACGGCAACAUCAGACAGUACAUGUCACGUCUUGAGAGAAAACCAGAAGUGUCGGUGCUGAUUCAAUGGCUUAUUGACAUUGCACGAGGGAUGGCGUACCUUCAUGAAUUGAACAUACCACAUGGGGAUUUACGCGGGAGCAAUGUACUAAUAUCUGAUGACAAGGUUGCUCAAGUUGCAGAUGUUGUUUUGUUUCCCUUCCGGGAGGAAUGGACAAUAGGUAUCAAACCACAGGAUGGAACCAAGCGAUGGAUGGCUCCAGAGUUUUCAGAUUCAAUGCCACCAAGUUAUUCUGCUGAUAUAUAUGCCUUUGGCUCUGUCUCUGUUGAGGAGAAGUGCCAUUUCCUGAGUCAAUGGAUCUGUAUGCAGGAAUGAAAAUUCAAUAUGGCCAGAUUCCUGCCAAACCUAAUGCAAUGCCUGAUGGUCUUUGGUUGUUAACCAUUGCUUGUUGGCAUUUGGAUCCAAGUCAGCGGCCUCCAAUGCAGCAGAUUGUAGAGAUGCUAUCAAGUAAUCUCACAGGUGAUUUUCCAAGAGCAGAUGUUGUUGCUUUAGCAGGAGCUUCAAUGAAGAGCAGAGAAAAGUUUCAUGGAAUUGUAUGUAACUUUCCUAUUGUUUCCAAUGAUCAGUAAUGUGUAGAUUUGAUGUGAAGGUGAUAUCAACUAAUUUGUAUUCUGACAACAACAAUAGAAUAUAUGUAUUACAGGGCAUCACAGAGAGAAAAUAUUGCCAUAAAACAUCUCCAGAAAAGUAAUGCAGCUAGAAUUGGAACUAUUAGAUCCUGGUAUAGCAUUGUACCAUGCUUUCUUUUCAGUGGUGGUGUUGUUCCAGGCAAGAAUUUCCACCUGCCAAUCCCUUUGAGAAGCAGCAAGAAUGCACUGUGCAAAUUUCCAGUCAUCCAUCCAACCCUCUCCACCUCCAGUGAACAGAACUAGAAUGCCAUAUGGUGAGACAUCUAUUAUGUCAUUCUGUAUUUUGGCAACACAAACAUCAGUUCUCAUAGCAUUUUUGUGAGAGCUAGUCAUUAGACUAUAGCCCAGAGAUUGAAGUGCAAAUGCAGAGGGAGAAGUGCUUUUCUCUAGUGCAGUAAACAAGGUGCGACUUGUUACUGUUCGAUUUCUUUCUAAAAUGAAUUGAAAAACAGGAU